GGUAUUUACAAAUAUAAAAGUUCGUUACUAUUCUAUGUGUACUGCUGCGAUCUUUAUAUUUAUUUUAGUUUAGCCCGAUUUAGUAUCUCAAAUGAUAGCUAUUCUUUCAUGCAGAGUAAUUGGAGAUUCUAGUUAUAUACUUUAUAAUGUAACUUAUGAAUGUAACACUAAUCAGCAUUAGAGAUAUAGUUCUACCUUAGUGGCUCCUUGCUUAUUAGUGUUUGCUUUUAUUAUACCUAUUGGACUUUUUUAUAUACUAUACAGAAAUAAAAAUGACUUGCAAAACAUUUAAAUAUAUAAGAAAUAUGGUUUUUUAUACAAAGAGUAUAAAAUCCAAAAAUAUUAUUGGGAAUUCGUGAAAAUGUUAGAAAAAAUUUUAAUCAUUAUUGUUCUUAAUUUCUAUUCCUAAGAUAUUAAUGUUAAAGGAGUGCUAAUUUUUAUAGUAGUUUCUCUCUAUGGGAUAGCAUCUAGUGUUUUAUAACCAUAUCGUUUGAGCGGGUACAAUACAGUUGAUUUCUAUCAAACAAACGUGUGUGCAGUUUCUGUAUUAUUUUGUUUAUUCAUUAGCAACAAUCCCUUCAAUUAUUAU
Tetrahymena thermophila SB210 is the source of this 589-nucleotide messenger RNA. Its product is annotated as transmembrane protein, putative. The transcript has a single exon. The annotation marks the transcript as partial. The record is from RefSeq and is a predicted model, not a curated record. Lineage: Eukaryota; Ciliophora; Oligohymenophorea; Hymenostomatida; Tetrahymenidae.